Messenger RNA from Rhineura floridana, 962 nucleotides. RefSeq names its product olfactory receptor 6M1-like. Gene Ontology annotation, biological process: G protein-coupled receptor signaling pathway. NCBI's taxonomy places the organism in Eukaryota, Metazoa, Chordata, Lepidosauria, Squamata, Rhineuridae. The transcript has a single exon. The coding region runs from base 12 to 962 and encodes 316 amino acids. Gene Ontology annotation, cellular component: membrane. The record is from RefSeq and is a predicted model, not a curated record. Gene Ontology annotation, molecular function: olfactory receptor activity; G protein-coupled receptor activity.
CAUGCUGAAACAUGGAACGAAAGAAUGCAACACGUGUGACUGAGUUCAUCUUAAUUGGAUUCCCCAAUCCCUGGGAGAUAGAGAUCCUCCUUUUUCUGACGUUCUUCAUCAUUCUGAUGGCAACAAUGAUUGGGAACAUCAUCAUCAUAACUCUGAUAAUCAUUGAUUACCGCCUACAUUCCCCAAUGUAUUUCUUCCUCUGCAAUUUGUCUGUCAUUGAAAUCCUUGCAACUCUGCAAGUGGUGCCAAAAAUGAUGCAGAACUUCCUGCUUGAAAGGAAGACCAUCUCCUUUUAUGGGUGCCUGGGUCAGUCAUACUUCUAUUUCUUGUUUGGCACCUCUGAGUAUGUUCUACUAGCUAUGAUCUCCUAUGAUCGAUAUGUAGCUAUAUGCUACCCACUUCGAUAUAGCACAAUCAUGAGUGGGAAGGUUUGUAUCAAUCUUGUGGCAGGUUCUUGGAUGAGUGGGUUCUUCUCCAUACUUGUUCCCACUGUGAUGAAGCUGGGCUUGCCCUACUGUGGCCCUAAUGUGAUCAACCAUUUUUUCUGUGACAGUGCCCCUUUGCUCCACUUAGCCUGUGCAGACAUCAGCCUCGUGGAGUUUAUUGACUUCCUUGUCUCACUUCCCAUUCUUCUGGGUUCUCUUUUCCUGACACUCAUCUCUUACCUUUACAUUAUAAGCACUAUUCUCCGGAUCCCUUCUGCCACAGGAAGGCAGAAGGCAUUCUCUACUUGUGCCUCCCACUUUACAGUGGUUACCAUUGGCUAUGGCACCUCUGUCUUCAUCUAUGUCAGGCCUUCCCAAGCCAGCUCUAUGUAUCUCAACAAAAUUGCCUCACUGAUCACUACUGCAGUGACACCCUUGCUCAACCCCAUCAUUUUCACAUUUAGAAACCAGAAAGUCCAAGCGGUUUUCAGGAACACAGUUAACAAGUACAUAUGUUUAAGAAAACAUACAGGUUGA